Molecule: messenger RNA, 4095 nt
Organism: Mustela erminea (ermine)
Lineage: Eukaryota; Metazoa; Chordata; Mammalia; Carnivora; Mustelidae
Gene: ZNF280C
Product: zinc finger protein 280C
Exons: 20
Coding region: 225-2462 (745 amino acids)
Biological process (GO): regulation of DNA-templated transcription
Molecular function (GO): RNA polymerase II cis-regulatory region sequence-specific DNA binding; DNA-binding transcription factor activity, RNA polymerase II-specific
Source: RefSeq, a predicted model, not a curated record
CUUUUGCCUUGGUCUGAGGCGCUCAUUCCGCGCUGGGAGUCGCCGCAGCCGCCACUAUUUCUGUGGCCGCCGCCUAGCGUCUUCGCGCUCCUCCCUUUCCUCCUCCUCUUUCUCCUCCUCCUUCGAGUCCCAGUCACGGCGACCUGCUCUGCUCACGGGCAGAAAAUUAAGACUUAAUUUGCUCUUCUCUGGAGUCAUAUGUGCCUAGGUGACUCUGCAACUUGAUGGAUGACGACAGCCCUUUUCAAUCAAAAAAUAACUCAAAAAUGGCAGAACUCUUUAUGGAAUGUGAGGAAGAAGAGCUGGAACCAUGGCAGAAAAAAGUAGAAGAAAUUCUGGAUGAAGAUGAUGAUGAUGAUGAGCUGAUUUUUGUUGGAGAGAUAUCAAGUUCAAAACCAGCCAUUUCAAAUAUUUUGAACAGAGGUAACCCCAGCUCAUCUUCAAAGGGAAUAAAGAAUGAGACAGUCACUCAAGGUGUUACUGAUCCGUUCAAGCCUACAAGUCAACACUACAAAGAUCCAACAUCAAAUCCAGUGGCUGCCUUGCCUAGAUUUCAUCCCGAAUCUAAGUCUUCACAGAACUCUGUUAUUGUUCAGAACGUGUCUAAACCUGAUUUUACAAAGAAUUCAUCACAAGUUGAAUCGGAUGAUUCUUCAGAGUUACUAUUUGACUUGACCCAGGAUACAAUUCCACUGUCCCAAGAGGGAUCAACAAUUUAUAUCGAAGGUAUAAAUGAAACUCUGCCUAUAUUAAAACGUUCUUCUGCUUCUAAAGUAAACAGUGUUACUCCAAAAAAGCCAAAGACCAGCGAAAGUGUUUCUGAUAUAAGUCCUUCUGCUUCAUUGUCUCUAAGUAACUCUCCUCCAGUGACAUCUUCCCAUGUUAUGAUAUCAAAAGGUACAAAUACCUCAUCAGCUCACUAUAAAACUGGAACAUCUUUUUUAAGAUCCUGUCCAAAGUGCAAUGUAAAGUUUAAUCUUCUGGAUCCUUUGAAAUAUCACAUGAAGCGUUGUUGUCCAGACAUGGUAAAUAAAUUUUUGGAAAUGAUUAAAGCAGAACUUGCUAUUACUGAAAAUAAAAAAAACGGUGCAGAGAAAGGAAAAUUGAUCAUGUUAGUUAGUGACUUUUACUAUGGAAGACAUGAAGGAGCUAUUGAUGAUGAACAGAAGACUUACACAACCUUUAAAUGCUUCAGUUGCUUGAAAGUUCUUAAAAACAAUAUUAGGUUUAUGAACCACAUGAAGCACCAUUUGGAACUUGAGAAGCAGAACAGUGAGAGCUGGGAAAACCACACUACCUGCCAGCAUUGUUACCGUCAGUAUCCCACACCAUUCCAGCUGCAGUGUCACAUUGAGAGUACACACACUCCCCAUGAGUUUUCUACGAUUUGCAAAAUCUGUGAAUUAUCAUUUGAAACAGAGCAUGCUCUUUUGCAACAUAUGAAGGAUACUCAUAAACCCGGUGAAAUGCCAUAUAUUUGCCAGGUGUGCCAGUUUAGAUCAUCAUCAUUUUCUGAUGUAGAAAGUCAUUUUAGAGCAUCUCAUGAAAACACUAAGAACUUGCUAUGUCCAUUUUGCCUCAAAGUUAGUAGAAUGGCAACUCCCUACAUGAAUCAUUACAUGAAGCAUCAGAAAAAAGGAGUUCAUCGUUGUACAAAAUGCAGACUACAGUUUUUGACCUGCAAAGAGAAACUGGAUCACAAGACCCAGCAUCGGACCUUUAUAAAGCCUAAAGAGCUAGAAGGAUUGCCUCCUGGUACAAAAGUUACUAUUCGAGCCUCAAUUGGACCGCUUCAUUCAAAACCAGUUACUUCAUCUCCCAGUAGUAGCGUUCCAAGCACUUCUUCUUUUCAGCUCUCACCUGCAAAGUCUAAAAGUACAACUGCUAAGAAUCCCACAAAAUCUAAUGCAAGUAAAUCUAAGGCAAGUAAGCCUCAUGCAACUAAACCUAAUGCCAGUAAGCGAGGUAGAGGUGCAUCUAAAUGCAAGACUAAAACCUCUUACAAGCAAAAGAAACAGCGCAACAGAAAGAAUAAAAUCAGCAUAGCUUUGAAGAACCUAAGGUGUCGUCGGGGAGUUCACAAGUGCAUUGAGUGUCAUUCCAAAAUAAAAGAUUUUGCAAGCCACUUUUCAAUAUAUAUCCACUGUAAUUUUUGCAAAUACAACACUAACUGUAACAAAGCCUUUAUAAAUCAUAUGGUGAGCUCUCAUAGCAACCAUCCGACUAAACGGUUUUAUAUUUUUAAGAAGCAUUCUGGAACUCUCAGGGGCAUUACUCUAGUGUGCCUUAAAUGUGACUUCCUAACUGAUUCUUCUGCUUUAGACCGUAUGGCUAAACACUUGUGUCAACGCAAAACUCAUACUUGCCAAGUUAUAAUAGAGAAUGUUCCCGAAAGUACCUCAACUUCUGAACCCAAUUCUGAACCCAAUUCUGAACCCACUUCUGACCGCUUGUUGAAAUAGAUUCCUGCUCUAUGGAGCUCGUGCAACCUGGUGCAAGACAAGUUGGAAUUUCCUAAGUUCAAAGUUCUGAAGUGUUUUCUUACACAAAGGCAGUUUCCUAAGUUCAAACUUCUGAAGUGUUUUCUCACACGAAGGCGGUUAAACAGCCAAGUUCAUGACACUAGCUCUGAUUCAGCUCUUUUCAGCUUUCAGAUGGCACUAGAUUCUUAUUCCACCUUAUCUUUGUGUCAGGUUAACAUAUCUUAACAUAUGCUUUUUUCUCCAGUUGGCUUUCUCCAAAAAUAACUUUUGUUGCUAUGGUCUUUUUUUGCUUUGCUUAAAAUAAUUUGUGUUUUUCUCUGCUGUACUUGCCUUCAGAAUAUUGCAUUCCAAAUGACAUGGCUAUUCAUUUUCUUUGUCUGUUUUGUCUGGUUUCUUAAUUUCACUUUUAGGUCAGAUAGCUGUCUUUUUCCUCUUUCCUUGUCUGUCAUUGUUCUAUUUUUCGUAUUUUUCAGAUGCAGAAGCAACACAGAAAUUUCAAAAAAUGUCCAGGAUACUCCUGGUCAGUGUCCCCCUUCGAUGGACACAACUGAUGCCUGUUCUCUCUUUCCAAGGAAUGUGAAUUAUUUGACUGUGAGACCUCCUCUAGAUUGUGGCCUUAAGAAAUCAGACCUUGGGGAGAGUCCCUUCCUUCAUGACUGGCCUCCCAUAAGGCUGAUGCUAAUUUGGCCAGAGAUGACCUCAAGGCCCGCCAAAUUGAGCACAACUUCCCACUGGAGGCUUUGGUUCUUGAACUUAUAUUUAUGGGUUCAUUCUAACUAAGAAAGACCCAUCAAAUCUGUGCUUCAACAUCCAAGUUGAAGUUUAAUCAUUUUGGCUGCUGCCCUUUAAUAUUUGUCUAGUAUGCAUGCAGUCCAAGGAAUAUAAAAACUGGUUGUGUAGGGAACCAAGGUUACUUUCAUGUUCUUGGAAAACAAGUUUCUAAAAUUACAGUUCCAAAGUUAUAGUUAUUUGUACCGUCAUUUGAAAUUUUAUCCAGUAUUAACCCUAGGAGUUUUCAGCAAUACUAAUAUUCAGAUUUUUUAAAGUUUAAUUUUAUCUUGGUUUUAUGUUGUCCUUCACCAAAUUUAUUAAUGUGUGUUUUGUUAUGUCCACUUUUAUCUCUCCUCUUUUUAAAACUUUUGUUUUGUGUUUGUUUUGUUUUGUUUUUAAGAACCUCAAGAAAUUCUUUAGAAUUCUCUACAAAUUUCAUGUAGCUGCCUAUUGAUAGCUUCUAGAUUUGGGUAAUUAUUCAGACCGUUAGACAUUACUACAUCCUCUGUCUUGGGACUAUCAUUAUCUUAGUGAUUAUGAGUUUAAAGACAUAAAGAAUUGGCAAAAAAAAACACUUCCUACAGACCUUAAAAUAAAUUUUAAAGUUAUGUUUCUGUACAUCUAAUACAUAUCUUCUUAGCCAUUAAUGUAAUUCCUUUGGAUAAAGAUAAUAUAUUCAGAAAAUAUUGGGACCAAAAAAUGCACUUGUUUCUUGCCCAUAUAUAUAUAGAUGUAUAUUUUUUUUAUUUUGGUGUUUGUUUAUUUUGGUUACAUUGAAUAUAGAUUUGCUGAACAGUUUGAUGUUAUUACUUAUUUUUUUAAUAAAAUUUGUAUUGGUAAA